AUGUCCAUUGUGCAACCCAUCAUUAGAGACGACCUAUACCUCCAAGAUGAUGACGUCUGGGACACAGUACACCAUAUCGAAUGGGAAAUCGACGCCAAUUUCUUCACGGGAAGUAACACAAGACCCAGAUCGCCCCUUUACAAAGCAACAGCAGACCAUCAAAUCAUCAUCGCACGCGCUGCAGCGCUCAUAAUCCGCGCAUCUCUCAACAACAUCCCAAUUGAUAUCCCGGACUUUGAUCCUACUACACUUACAGGCCCGAGAAAGAGCUUGUAUCGAUGGAUGAGAGCCUAUAACAGUUCCCAAGCGGGGAAAUUGGUGUUGAGCGAUGUUACCAUGACCGUCAUGAUUGAGAUCCUUUCCUCAUUGACAAAACUGGGUGCCGAGGGCGAGAUUCUUGAUAAGAUUGGUCCCAAUAUAGGUGGUAUUCUCCAGGGAAAGGUUGAUCCCAUCGAAUUAAUGGUUCAAGGCGACAAGAUACACCACAUGCAGGACGGUAUGGAGCUGGCGUUGAAAAUGAAGUCGCACCUUGGAGAAUAUCUAUCACAUUUUGCAACGAACAAAUCUGUUCAAAAUGUUCUCGAAGUCGGAGCCAGCACGAGCAACGUAACGGGAACUCUCUUAGGUGCCUUGUCUGGCGAGAAAAGAAUUUCCUAUACCCUCACAGACCGAUCGCUCCCAAUCCUGGAGCAGAUGAGAGCCUCACUAAAGGGUUCGUUCAAGCUCAAAGCUCUCGACAUCAACCAGGAUCCAGUUGAACAAGGAUUCAGCCCAGGGUCUUUUGACUUGGUCAUCGUCAACAACAUUUUAUAUACAGCCAAUUCUUUGGUGGGGACUCUCAUGAAUCUACGCAGACUUAUCACCCCUGGCGGCGUCCUUAUUCUUGCGGGAUUUUCAAGUAUGUCACCAGCCUAUAAUCUGAUAUUUGGUAUGAACGAGAACAUGUGGUCAGACGAACGAUUUGAGCCAUUGGAAUGCCCUUCUGUAAACGAGUGGAAUAAGGUUUUGCAGAACAACAAUUUCAGCACACUCGAACCGGCAACAAAAACAUUUGAUUUUAUAGGGCAGUCAUCCUACUGUUUGGUUUCAACAGCUCUGGCUUCUAUUCAUAAUUUAAUGGUCAACAUUCUACCUUGUGCUCAUAGUGGCAGUUUCAGCUUCGCCAACCAGCUAUCAACCGCUCUUGCAGAAAACAACACAGCAUCGACCAUCUCACCAAUUUUCCCUAAUGACAUCUCGCCUCAUUUUAUAUACACUGUUAUCGAUGAUGGUUCUGCUUUUCUAACGGAGUACGAAAAGCUCGUCAAGGGCAAGAAUAUCUUAUGGAUCAGCAUGAAGACAGAUGAUGCUGAGCCUCGCGACAUGGGAGUGGUACAAUGUUUUGCCCGCCGUGCUCUUGAAACUAACAGCGAUAUCAAGAUUGUUACCCUCGAUGUUAAGCAGAAGUUUCCAGAUCAAGCGGAUAUCUUGAGAGUAGUUACACGGAUCAUUCGACUCUCGUUUCAAGAAAAUAGAGGUACCCGGACGGAACUUGAAUACGAGUAUGUCAAUGGCCAGGUGUUUGUAGCGCGUGUGAAGCAAUCAGAACUAGCCAGUAAAAGAGGAUAG
Messenger RNA from Fusarium poae, 1608 nucleotides. RefSeq lists its product as uncharacterized. Bases 1 to 1608 code for a protein of 535 amino acids. The record is from RefSeq and is a predicted model, not a curated record. The transcript has 2 exons. Lineage: Eukaryota; Fungi; Ascomycota; Sordariomycetes; Hypocreales; Nectriaceae.